Molecule: messenger RNA, 1387 nt
Organism: Salmo salar (Atlantic salmon)
Lineage: Eukaryota; Metazoa; Chordata; Actinopteri; Salmoniformes; Salmonidae
Gene: commd10
Product: COMM domain containing 10
Source: RefSeq, a predicted model, not a curated record
CAAUUUACUGCGAUAUAGAACAAAGUCAUGCACAAAUAUACGACAGUAUGACAGCACGUGACUGCUUUAGGCCAAGUCUUGCGCAGCUUUUAUGCAGAAAAAUCAUUUUUUUUUUUAAAUGUAAUUGUCAGUUAGUAGCAAACCAGCAAUAUAUACCUUGUUAAUUAUAACAGCAUAGAUUACAAUGUUAUAUUAAAUUGAUUUGGUAUUGGUGUGUAAUUAAGUGGUUUAGUGAAUGAACGCGCUGAGCGCGCAAUAUAGAUGGUCGCGAAUGCAGCGUUUCAUAACAGGAAGAGAAAAUAAGGAUUCCUGCUGUUGCAUUUUGUAGUGACAGAUUUAAACGAAUAAUAUAUUUGUUCAACAUACAGAAGACCGUGAUGGCUGCCAUAAUCACAGAAACACAAAGCAUAAAAGAAGCAGUAACUUCCAUCAACACAAUUGAACUGAAUAAAUUCUCCAGACUACUUUCACGAAUUCUGCAGAAACUUCACCUGAAGGAAGAGCGCACUUUCAGUGAAGAGGAAGAACAGAAACUGCAGAGUGCGCUGUCAUUGGACAAGCAGGAUCUCAGUCUGGUGCUGGAUACAACUGCCUUCAUUCUAGAACAGGCUGUCUAUCAUAAUGUGAAGCCUGCAUCCCUGAAGCAGCAGCUGGAGAAGAUCCAUCUUUCCCCAGAGAAGGCGGAGGCCUUCUGCCAGGCCUGGACCGCUGUCUGCCCAGAUGUCGUGGAGAAGGUCAGGCAGAGGAUUUUUGCUCCCAAAAAGCUGGAACAUGUCGGAUGGCAGCUCAACCUUCAGAUGGCCAAGUCCACCCAAGCCAAGUUGAAGGAUCCACAUGCAGUGCUGGAGCUCGGUGUCAGAAAUGAGGAUUCUGAGAGUGUGGUGGAGAAAGUGUUUGUGGAGUUCAGCCACCAGGAGUUACUUCAGUUCUACAACCAGCAUUCUCUGUCUCCUUGCAGCUAGAGACGGUUCAAGCCCAGUUGGACUCCCUCACCUGAUGCGGGUGACAUUCUAUUUUUAUUUGAUGACAGCUAUGGAAGAAGCAGUGUUGUCAUUAAAAUUCCCCAUGCACACUGACAGGACACCUAUCAUAACAAUGUGAUGGUAUAAUGAGGGAGAUCGCACAUUUCCCUGUUUGUUGAGUGCAAAGGAUGUGUGUGUGUGUGUGUGUGUGUGUAUAUAACUGUAAUCCAACUACAUUUCAUCCUUCAAUUAAACUAUUUUUCUACCUGUGUUUUCCGAUGUGCAACAUGAAUGUUGUUGAAAUUCAGGCAAUGUUAUUUUUAGGAAUGUUGAUGAAAUGUUACUAAUGUACAAACACAAAACAUGAUAUCAUGUAUAUGUAAUCUAAAGCACUAGAGGAAUAUAAAAAUGUUGUAAUCUGAAAA